AAUGAAUAAUAUAUACAGGGAAAAAAGUGUGUUGAAACAAAAAUUCGCAUAGAAAGCACGGGUUUGUUGCUUCGGAAAGAGCUCUGAACUCGACCAACAUCAUUAUCACAUCAAUCAACAAAGCAUGGCAUUCUUGUUGAACAAAUCAACCCUUGCUUCCCAUUUUCGAUCUACCUCUCAGAAGACUGAAGAUUUGGUUUCUUUCUCGCGCCGUGGAUUCCAUGUUGAACCCGGGACUCGUGAAAAAGCUCUCUUGGCAGAAGAUUCAGCUCUCAAGCCAUUCAAAUCAUAUAAGCAGAGUGUGAAAAAGCUCAGAAAAUUUGGGGAUGUUUUAACUAUUGUUGUUGUUGCAGGAUGCUGUUACGAGAUAUAUGUCAAGGCAGCUAUAAGAGAAGAAGCUCGCAAACAGUAGUGUUCUGAAAGUGUGGAAUGGGAUGAACAUUUGGAUGCUAGUUUUUUUUACAUUGUAUUUGUAUGGCAACAAUUUGGACGUUUUGAUAGCCAUGUUAGAAUAAGCUGAAAAGCAUUUCAACCCAAAUUACUUGUGCAUGAGUAGUUUUUUCUCUGUUCAAGAUAUGCUCUUUCCGAUGAUAAUGUUGAUUGGCAGAUGAUAAAUUUGUGGCUUUAGAUCUGAAAUACAGAAUACGUUCUACCAUCAAAA
This is a messenger RNA of Cicer arietinum (chickpea), 661 nucleotides long. Its product is annotated as succinate dehydrogenase subunit 7B, mitochondrial. The record is from RefSeq and is a predicted model, not a curated record. Gene Ontology annotation, cellular component: respiratory chain complex II (succinate dehydrogenase). Lineage: Eukaryota; Viridiplantae; Streptophyta; Magnoliopsida; Fabales; Fabaceae.